Rosa chinensis is the source of this 2298-nucleotide messenger RNA. RefSeq lists its product as uncharacterized. The record is from RefSeq and is a predicted model, not a curated record. Gene Ontology annotation, molecular function: transcription corepressor activity. The transcript has 7 exons. NCBI's taxonomy places the organism in Eukaryota, Viridiplantae, Streptophyta, Magnoliopsida, Rosales, Rosaceae. Gene Ontology annotation, cellular component: nucleus. The coding region runs from base 103 to 1809 and encodes 568 amino acids.
UAUAUCAAAGGUCCAAUUUUGAACCAAACUUGUCCACAGGUGCUAGCAUUUGACGACCCAUUUUCUCAGUGGGUUUUGGCGUUAAAGUUUGCUUCUUUGUUCAUGGAGAUGGAAUCGGUUGAAGAAAACCACCAAGUGGAUUUCAAUGAGGAUGAAUAUGGUGAGCCCUCAUUGUCUCUAGAAGCUUCUGCUAUAUGUGACGUCUUUAGUGAUCCUCAGGUACUCCCUAGAGUAGGAAAUGAAUAUCAGGUUGAAAUUUCCCCUCUAUCAGCUGCAUCUUACUGUUCUGGGCUUAUAAACCAUCAAACUAAUCCAAAAAUCACUGCUGAUGAUCCCUUUGAGUUUCUAAUGGGGUUACCCAUUCCAGUAAUGAGGAUAUGUGAGGAAGUUAAGAGUAAAAAGCAUGAUUCAGAGGUAGCUUUUGAUGUUGCAGUUGGUGUAGCCAACAAAAAUGGUUCUUUAAAAUCUAAACGCGUCAAACAGAUGGACAGUGACAACUCAAAACUCAGUGCUGAGCCAAUGGAUAUUAAGUCUGCUCAUGGGAUGAUAUCAAGUAAGUCAGUGAAGUUGGGUUUGAAACAAGAAAUGACGAGUGAAAUGCAUGAAAAGCGUAAGGGCAGACAGUACAGUCUGGUUCCUGGUUCCUCAGUUGACCACUGGAGUGACAUAGAAAAAGAUAGUUUUCUUCUUGCUUUAUAUAUAUUUGGGAAGAACCUCCUUCAGGUGAAGAAAUUUAUUGGGAGUAAACAGAUGGGCGAUAUAUUGUCAUUCUACUAUGGAAAAUUUUAUAGGUCUUGCAGCUACAUAAGAUGGACAGAACGUAAAAGAAAGAAGAGCAAAAGAGGUAAACUAGGAGAAAAUUUAUUUACAGGAUUAAGGCAAGAAGUGUUGUUAUCUCGUUUGCUUCCCCACUUGUCAGAAGAAGACCAAACUACUUUACUUGAGGUAUCGAAGACAUAUCGAGAAGAAAAAAUGUUACUAGAAGCAUAUGUAUUCAUUGUAAAGGCUAAAGUCGGAUUGAGUGCUUUUGUACAGGCAGUAGGAAUCGGUAAAGGGAAGCAAGAUCUAACAGUGCUUCGGAAAAGACCGGCUCCUUUAGCUCACGGUACCCCUUUGGCGAACUGUGGUUUAGUUUCUCCAGAGUUGAAGGCUGCCAUGACUCCCAGUAAAAGAUCAAAGAAGGGCAAGAAGCGAGGAGCUGACGAAGUCGCCCAAGCUGAACUGAGAAGAGAUAAAAGGGUGAGCUCUGGGCCUUCUACAACCAGCUCAGAUCAAGCUUCUCUGGUUCCCUUUGUCAAUUCUAUAAUGAAGUCUGUUAGAGAGCCAGCCAAGGGUAUGAACCCUAUCGAGCAUCUCCAGAGGUCCUAUGCCCAGGCUGCGCAGGUCUUGUUCGACCAAUUUCAUGCCUAUGGAGAUGUCAUUGGGGAGUUGCAGAAGGAGAGCAUUACAAGAGCCGAGCUGGAGAAGGAACGGGCCAAAGUGAAAGAUCUGGAGGCACAGCUUGGUUUUCUCAAAAGAGACUUGGAGAAGACAAAGACUAAGGUGGAUGAGCUGAAUGCUGAGCUCAUCUGUGGCUCAGGAGGUGCAGAGGAGAGGUAUAAGGCUGCCGUAGAGCACUUCAAGAAGUCCAAGGAGUUUACCCAGAUGAAAAAUGACCUGAUUAACCAUGGGAUCAUUCGGUGUAUGAAUAUCAUGAAUGCCUACUUCCCCAACCUGGAAUGGAAAUGCUUGGAUGGUCCACCUCCUGAUGAUAAAGAUUUGGAGGCGAAAGAGGAUGAUCGAACACGAAGGAAGCAAUCAGCAGGGUGACUGGCCAGAUAAUCAAACGUUGGGCAGAUCGAAGAGAUGUGUCCUGAAUUUUGGUGCCAUGAUAGUGCCUGUUCUUUUCCUUGUGCAUCUCAGGAUAUGGCUCCUUUAUAAUUAGUUUGAUCAGUUGUCUGGUCUUGAAGAAAUUUGGGGAGGAAGAUGAUGCGCCAAGAUCAUCACGCAAUCCUAACUGUUCAAGAAAGUGAGUGAUACAAGUACUUAUUCCUUCACUGACUAGUAUAUGUGUAGUGGUUAUAGUUAGUUAUGUCACUUAGAAGAACAUGCAUUAAGGCUACAAGUUGGAAUGAAUGCUCUUGUACAGGCAGUAGGAAUUGGUAAUGGGAAGCAAAGAUCUCACAGGCAUUUCCAUGGGAAAUUCGUAAAAGAGAUAGUUUCACUGAGUAGUUUUAUAGUUGUUGUAGCUCCCCCAUUCGGCUAAUCUUUUCUCUAAACUGUUUCACUGUGGAAUUUUGAGAGUUCAACUCCUCCAUG